UUACUGUGCGAAUACUGAGAAUAGCACAUCAACUUAAUACUUAAAUGUUUUAGUUCAUAGUACUACUUGUUUACAGAGUCCCCUAACAUGAAAAGACCCCUCUACAACUCUAUUGUUUCUCCUAAAUUCUUUCUUUUUGCAUGUAAUGGAAAACAAAUAGAGCACUUUUUCUCUACAAUAACUACCUUUCCUUGGACGCCAUGAAAAUCCCUCCAAAGAAACCUCACUUUUUCAAACCAAUUAUGCCAGGUUUCAAGAAUGGCCUUAAAAUUCCUUUAGGAUUCUUGAAGUAUCUCAAGGAUCACGACCAUAUUGAACAUGCAAUACUGAGAAGGGGUAGUAAGAAGUGGCUGGUGAAGGUGAACGGCCGACGUCUAGAAGAAGGUUGGGAAAAGUUUGCAGAGGAGCAUGAUUUGCAAUUGGGAGAUAUGUUGGUGUUCGGACAUGAAGGAGAUAUGGAGUUCGAAGUUUCCGUAUUUCAUUCUAAUCAAUGUGAUAGGGAAUAUGAAGAAGAACAAAAAGUCCACAAUGUUGAAGAGACUUCCAAGAAAUUUGAAUUCAAAGAUUUGAGGGGAAAUGCAUCUCUUCGGCUGGAAGGAAAGACGACUAACUUGCACGCUAAAAGCAUUUCCACUGAAGAAAAACCAAAUCCCAACAUCAUGUCAUCGCUCAAGGUUUUCCCCAAUGUAGAAGCGACUAAGGACGUGCCUCUGGGUCGCCCUCAUUUAAUUACUACUGUCAAGCCCUCUUGUAUUUCAAAGUGUUUGAUGCAUGUUCCGAAACUGUUUGCAUGCGAAAACGGCCUCAGCAACAGGAAAUGUACAAUAGUGAUAAGAGAUGAGCAAAGGUCAUGGGAAUUUAGGCUGUAUUCCUGUGGAGGCAGCACUUUCAUUGGAGGUGAAUGGCGUAAAUUUUGCGCUGCUAAUUUCUUAAAGGAAGGAGAUCAUAUAAUGUUUGAGAUAUUUUCCAAGGGAGAGAAACCUAUAUUGAAAUUUUGCGAUCUGAGAGGAGAAGCGUCACUCCAGCCCGAAGGAAAGAAGACUAAUUUGGAUUCUGAAAGAGUUUCCACUCAAGAUUUGAGGGGAAAUGCAUCUCUCCAGCCGGAAGGAAAAAAGGCUAAUUUGCACACUAAAAGAGUUUCCUCUGAAGAAAAGCCGAGCCCCAGCAUCAAGUUGCCAAACAAGGCUUCUGCCGAUGCAAAAGCUGCCGCUCACCAUCCUUUUGGCCAUUCUAAAUUUGUAUGCACUAUUAGACCAUAUUGCCUUACAUAUGGUUUCUUGAACGUUCCUAAACAUUUCGCAUGCGCAAAUGGUCUCAAGCCCAACAAGAAGUGCAUUCUGAUCAUAAGAGAUGAAAGGCAAGGAUCGUGGACUUUAAGGCUAAGUGUUUGCAAAACUCAAGUCUAUAUUGGAGAUGGAUUACGUAAAUUUAUUGCUGAUAAUUGCUUAAAGGAGGGAGAUCGUAUUAUGUUUGAGGUUGUUACUAGUGGAGAGACACCAAUAUGGAAAUUUCAGGUUGUUACUAGUGGGAAAGACUCCAAUGAGGAAGUAUCAAGGUAAAUAUUCUGGGAAGGGUGCCAAGAAUCACAGAAGCCAUUGACAAUAAUAAUGAAGCAGUUGAUGAUGGGCCAGAAAACGAGCGCCGAAGCAAGUGAAAAUGUAGUGUUGUUGUACAUGUUGCUAAAUCUAAGAAACCCUACGUUUUGUAUGAUCUGUUCUACUUAAUUAAGUAUUGAAAAUAUGCUUUCAUAUAUGAUUAGCAAUUAGAGGAAGUGCACAGUUAGCCACUAAUUAAAGCUGUAUUUACUCUUUCACGACGUUUAGAAAAUAAUGUCCUAAUGUUUACUUA
This is a messenger RNA of Nicotiana attenuata, 1848 nucleotides long. Its product is annotated as B3 domain-containing protein REM17-like. The coding region runs from base 201 to 1559 and encodes 452 amino acids. Gene Ontology annotation, molecular function: DNA binding. NCBI's taxonomy places the organism in Eukaryota, Viridiplantae, Streptophyta, Magnoliopsida, Solanales, Solanaceae. The transcript has 10 exons. The record is from RefSeq and is a predicted model, not a curated record.